CCCCCCUAAAUAAAUAAUAUUAUCUCUGCCACACAUAUUAGCAAGUGAUCAAAACUUUAACUUAACAGCUUUAUGCUCUGUUUUCGCUCUCACAACUUUAAAGAAGUAAAACCUACCAGCAUGGCACUUGCAUUUCAAAUGGGGGGAGAUAAACUAGGAAGGACACUGCUAUCUCUCUUCAAGCUAACAUGGAUUUUGAUGGUUGAACAGGGUGACAGCUUCCGAGAACAACAACAAUGGUACGGUGCGUAAGAUGUUGCUUGCACAACUCCAUAAAGUUAGUUAACAUGAUCAUCCUCGUUUUUGGGAUUGGAAUCAUCAUUUACUCACUUUGGCUUGAACGCCAGUGGCAUCACCGCAUUUCCAAGCUUCCUGUUUCACCUUCUCCAAAUCCAAAACCAUGGUUUAUAUUUAUAUGUUUGGCUAUUGGUAUUGCUGUUUCUUUGAGCACUCUCUAUGGUUAUGUGGUGGCUAAUUACGUCGGCCCUUAUACUCUUUGUGCUUAUAUUUUCAUCAUCUGCUGCCUUCUUUUGCUUGAAGCUGGUGUUAUCAUCAUAAUAUUCUUCAAGAUGAACUGGAUAUCGGAACUCAUUGCAUGUGUUGAUGAGCUUCAUAAAGAGUUUGCGAAGUUUGUGGUCUUCCAUGUGAAGUUAACUCGCACGAUUGUACUAUUGAUCUGGGCAGCACAGAUAAAUGCUGUUGCACUUGCUGUGGUAUUCUGGGCAAUAGGAAUAGAGCCAAGAACACACUGCAAUGAGAGACAUAGAUCCCCAUUUACUCAAUCAUUUCUGGUGCCAGAUUCUCCUGAACCUGAUAGCUCAACACAAGCCUUUAGAGGACGUGGUGAUGUUUCAGAAGAAGACAAUUCAAGGGGAAGUCUGUUUUCAUAUAUUGAUGGCAUAAUGAGAGCACGAUUUCAGAGAAGAAAUGAUACCAGUUGAUAUCCUCCAUUCUGCUGCUGUAUGUACCAAAAUUUUUUGCAGGCCUGCAGUUGCUGUUUGUAGGUGGCAAGUGUUGUUGAGAGGCUCAUGGUCAUAUCAAAAAGGAAGUUCUAACAUUAUAAAUGACACCCCGAUACUUGGAAUUGGAUUAAUUAUUUAAAAUACUUAUAGAGUUUAGUGUAAAUAUAGAUUUUUUUAAAGAAAAGAAACUUAAGGAUUUAUUUACAUCUCAAUACUUUAUUCCAUAUUGAGAAAAGUACGAAAUCAUCAUUGAAUUCGAGUAUUUGAUGUUUAAAGUUUGACUACACUUUAAUUCCUUGAAUGUUAAAUCUAA
Molecule: messenger RNA, 1275 nt
Organism: Ricinus communis (castor bean)
Lineage: Eukaryota; Viridiplantae; Streptophyta; Magnoliopsida; Malpighiales; Euphorbiaceae
Product: tetraspanin-19
Exons: 5
Coding region: 237-941 (234 amino acids)
Source: RefSeq, a predicted model, not a curated record